This is a messenger RNA of Sinocyclocheilus rhinocerous, 4836 nucleotides long. Its product is annotated as period circadian protein homolog 2-like. Gene Ontology annotation, molecular function: transcription cis-regulatory region binding; transcription corepressor binding. Bases 272 to 4120 code for a protein of 1282 amino acids. Lineage: Eukaryota; Metazoa; Chordata; Actinopteri; Cypriniformes; Cyprinidae. Gene Ontology annotation, biological process: circadian regulation of gene expression; entrainment of circadian clock by photoperiod; negative regulation of transcription by RNA polymerase II. Gene Ontology annotation, cellular component: nucleus; cytoplasm. The record is from RefSeq and is a predicted model, not a curated record. The transcript has 23 exons.
GUGGCUCCGGUCGGCCAGACUCACGUGGGGCUGAUGUGUUGCGUUCCGGAUGGAGGGACUCGCGAGAAACUGGAGCAAGUGAUUAUUGAACAUAAACAUCAAUUCUUUCAAUGGAAGACUGUAUGUAACCACCUAGUAAAACAUCAUCAUCAUCCCCAUGGGUUUCUCUGUAGACCUUCAUUGUUAAUGUGGACAAAAACAGCGGAGCGUCUAGAUUCUGGAUCAGAGCUUCAGUAGAGGUGGGCAGUGGUUGGAGGAGAACUUGCGGGGAAUGCUGGGAAGAGACGGCUUUCCCGAUGGAGAAGAGGAGAACUCUUCUCCAGGCUCCAGCAAGUGUUUGGGGCAGACGGACCAAGCUACCAGCGGGCAGGACCCCGGGACCAGCGGAUCAGGGUCCGGGUCCGGUUCAGGUGAGGAGGAGGAAGCCGAGGAGCAGCGAGGAAGGACCAGCAGAGGGGAAAGCUCAGCGGGCUGUGAGGAGAGCGGAGGAGAGCAGACGCACGAGGAUGUGGACAUGAACAGCGGUCACGACUCCAGCAGCGGAAACGACAGUGUCAGGGGCUCACGACAUCAUCGUUCCUCGGCCAGUUGCAGCCCUGGAAGCACCAUAGGAUCAGGAAGCACCAAGAGCUCAAAAUCUGCCACUGGUUCCUCAUCGUCCAGUUUUCACAGCGCUCAUCACACAGAGUGCAGUGAGCAGACGGAGCACGGCCGUGAGCAGACGCACCGAGAGAUGAUGCAGACGGUGCAGGAGAUGAAGAAACGGCUGCCGUCGGAGAAGAGAAGCCGCAGUAAAGCCAGUACGGUGGAGGCACUGAACCACGCACUGAACUGUGUCAAACAAGUACAAGCAAACAGCGAGUACUACAACGUACUAAUGAGCAGCGGACUGGAGAAGAGACGAAAAGCUACUGUGUGCUCGCUGGAGGAGCUGGAGGGAAUCGCUUCAGAACACACGCUGAAAAACACUGACACGUUUGUUGUGGUCUUCUCUCUGGCCUCCGGGAAGGUGGUUUACGCGUCUGAACAGGCCUCCAGCGUGCUUCACUGCAAGAGGAAGUUUCUGGAAUCUGCCAAGUUCGUGGAGCUGCUGUACCAUCAGGACGUCAAUGUGUUUUACUCGCACACGGCGCAGCCGCGACUGCCGCCCUGGAACGUGGGCACAGACAGCGCGGCGGUUCUGUAUAAAUGUGCCCAGGUCAAGUCCUUCUUCUGUCGAAUCAGAGGAGGGAAAGAUAGAGAUGGAGAAAUGCGUUAUAGUCCGUUCCGGAUCACUCCGUACCUGCUGAAGGUUCAGGGAUCGAGAGCAGAGGAGGAGCCGUGCUGUCUGGCCCUGGCCGAACGCAUCAUCUCAGGAUAUGAGGCCCCUCGCAUUCCCAUGGACAAGCGCAUUUUCAGCACGACUCACUCACCAGGCUGUGUCUUUUUAGAAGUGGAUGACCGUGCGGUGCCUUUGCUCGGCUACCUCCCUCAGGAUCUGAUCGGUACCUCAGUUCUGACCUGCCUGCAUCCAGACGACCGCCUGCUCAUGCUGUCCAUGCACCGCAAAAUUCUGAAGUACGCGGGCCAGCCUCCGUUUGAACACUCACCCAUCCGGUUCCAGUGUCAGAACGGCGACUACGUCACCCUGGACUCCAGCUGGUCCAGCUUCAUCAACCCCUGGAGCCGUAAGGUGGCCUUCAUCAUCGGAAGGCACAAAGUUCGCACUGGACCUCUGAAUGAGGACGUUUUUGCUGCACGGAGUACAGCUGAGCAGUCAGUCAUGUGUGAGGACGUUAAAGAGCUGCAAGCCAUGAUCUACAAGCUCUUCUUACAGCCUGUUCAUAAUAAUGGAUCCAGUGGCUAUGGCAGUCUGGGUAGUAACGGCUCUCACGAGCACUACAUCAGUGUGGCGUUGUCCAGUGACAGUAACGGAAACUUCUGGGAGGAUUCGCACAGAGAACCAAUGACAUUGCAGCAGUUUUGUGCUGAUGUCAAUAAAGUGAAGAACUGGGGCCAGCAGGCGUAUCUGGACUCCCGGAGGAAGCUCACACCUUUAGGACCAGCCACUGCAGUGGCGGCAGCAGGCGUUUAUCCUAAUACCAGUCAGGGUUUGGGAAUUAGAGAUCAUCUAAAGCAGUCUCUACGAGAAGCCCGGAAACAACCACACAUCCCAUCCUACCAGCAGAUCAACUGUGUGGACAGCAUCAUCAGAUAUCUGGAGAGCUGUGCGACGUCUGCUCUGAAACGAAAGAGCGACUCUUUGUCCAUAGCUACGUCAUCUUCAUCCUCCAUGUCUGAGGAAGACAAACCCACAGCGGCCGCACAUGAAGACGCUGUGAACACAGACGAAGCUGCGCUAGAGGGCGCUGGUGCUCUGGACAACCAGGUGUCUGCGGGUUCGGCCACGACGGCAGCGGUGGUGGGAGCGCCGCUCACAGACAUUACAAUCUCCACAGAAGCCAUGAGCGUGGUGUCCGUCACCAGUCAGUGCAGUUACAGCAGCACCAUAGUGCACGUGCCGCAGCCCGAGUCAGAGGUCACAGCCUUAGAAGAUGCUCCAAUGGGGAGUGAACCAACAGACUCUGCCCCCACCCCUGCACGCCCCGCCCCCAGCACCUCCUCAGCGGCUCAGGAGGAGUUACUCGUGGUGGGUCUUACUAAAGAGGUGCUGUCGGCCCACACCCAGAAGGAGGAGCAGCAAUUCGUAGAUCGUUUCCAACAUCGUGUCCUGCAGAGUCCCUACAGCUCCUACCUCCAGCAGGACAACAGCAGCAUGGCCCAUUCUCAUCACAGAGCUGAUGUUGUGCGUCCUCCAAACAAGCACAAGCGGCCCAAACCAGAAGACUCAUCCGACAGCUACGGCUCCCAGCCGGGCAAAUACUGGUCACUUCCCAGACCCACAGGAGCGCCUCAUUCCUCCUGGCCAUCCUCAGAGUCGUCUCAGCCCCCGCCAUCCAACAUCAGCUUUGUGCCGCCCAUGGCAGUGCCAAUGCAGUCGGCCCCUUACUUCACUGUGCUCGGUGCAGAUCAGCAGCCCAUGGUGGUCCAGCCUGACCAAGCUGUCCAGAACCUUCAACCCAUGCCUCCCAUGACUCCCAUGAUGGUCGUCCUGCUUCCUAACUACCCCAUGUACCCCGGCAACAAUGGCAUGUAUCCGCAGGGGAUGCCCGUCCCGGCGCCCGGAGUCGUUCCCCAGCCUCCCUUUAAUAUGGGUGGCUACAUCCCGCCUGGUUGCCACAUGCCACAUGGGUCUCCAUCUCAGGGGCAUCCUCCAGGGUCCAGCGUCACAGGAGCUGGGAUGCCACCGGGUGCCUCGGCGGAGGUCGACUCGAUACCUGCCCCUUGGUUUGGGGAAGACCUUGAUGCAGCGCAACCUACAGCACUCUUCUCCAGCUCUCGCUCCAGCUCGCCCAUCCAGCUGAACUUACUCCAGGAGGAGCUGACCAAACCCACCGAAGCCCAGAACAGCACCGGUCCAGAGAGUCUGCAUGAGCACCACGCCAAAGCGGUGGAUGCUCCCAGCGAGUCGGGUAACCAAGAUGCCCAUUUUACCUCCAGCGAAAUGCUUGACCAGUUGCUACAGGAGGACGCCCGCUCAGGAACCGGCUCCAACGCUUCAGGCAGUGGCUCCGGGGAGUCGGGAGGCUCUCUGGGCUCCGGGUCGGGACUCUGUUCUAACGAAACAUCUACCAGCCAUACCGGCAGCAGCAAUAGCAGCAAGUACUUCGCCAGCAACGAUUCGUCGGACACGUCGCGGAAAGCGCGCAAGUCCACGGAGGCCCAAGAAAGGGAGCAUACGACCUUCAAAAAGCACGUGGACAACCCGUUAUGGAGCAUGAUCAAGCAGACGCCCGAACCCGUCAUGAUGACCUAUCAGAUCAGUCCCAGGGAUCAGGCCCAGGUUCUUCAAGAAGACAGGGAGAAGCUGGUUCUGAUGCAGCCCAGGCAGCCCUGGUUCACCCAGGACCAGAAGAAGGAGCUGGCCGAGGUCCAUCCCUGGAUCCAUCAGUACACGGUCCCACAGGAGAUCAACACACAGGGUUGUGUGAGUUGUAACACCAUGGAACCGGGUGAAGAACUGAAUCUUCAGACUGACUCUCCAAACCCUCCCACUCCUGACAGCUCCUGUCCGUCAUAGGACGCUAGACCCGACACAGACACCUGACCGCAGACCCUGCUGGACCUCCAGCCCUCUGGGACUCAGUGAUUCUUCUGCUUUCAGUUGGGAAUCGUAGGAAGAGAGAGUCACCCGCAUCCGUGUGCCAGUCUCUCAUAAUUCCUCCUGAGUUCCCGAAACGAGGCAAGCACUUUGCGCUCGAUCAAACCACGUCAGAGAGAGUUUGGACACUUGCAGGAGACGGACAUUGAGUGACGGUCGUCACAUGACCAUGCAUUUCUCUCUGCUGUUCUCCGUUACAGUCCAUGGACCCAAACAGCUGUGAAUAUCAGACUAUAAUUUGGUAGUGGUGUCAUAAGAGCACUUCAUAUUUUUUUUGACUGUUGCCCGAAUGUUUAUUUUUAAGAAAGGUUUUUGUUCAUUAAUAAUGUGUCCUGUACUGAAUCUUGAAUCUUGCAGGCUCAGGAGGGUUUGUGAUCUCCCAGAAGUCCCUGUAAUGAGUUUCCUGAACACUUGCGCAGAUAUAAAUGCGUAUAAAAACAUUAGCACUCUCCGCCAAAAUCUAACAGCAUCUACGAAUGGAAAUGAAUGAUAUUUGGUCCAGAGCACAAAGUUCUUCAUUCCUUAUCAAGUUCAUCCAAUCCAAAUGAAUCAUUUGACUGAGGCCUUAAAUUAGUUUUUCUGUCAGUGUUUUCUGUUCUCAAUUUCAAAUAUUUUUUCCAAUAUACAUGUGAUUG